This is a messenger RNA of Dreissena polymorpha, 1360 nucleotides long. Its product is annotated as MAM and LDL-receptor class A domain-containing protein 1-like. Gene Ontology annotation, biological process: nervous system development. Gene Ontology annotation, cellular component: membrane. NCBI's taxonomy places the organism in Eukaryota, Metazoa, Mollusca, Bivalvia, Myida, Dreissenidae. The record is from RefSeq and is a predicted model, not a curated record. The transcript is spliced from 5 exons. The coding region runs from base 775 to 1329 and encodes 184 amino acids.
CGAGAAUCGUCUAUUGACUGACUUUAAGAACGUUUCGGUAGGAUAGAGGACUGAAUAAUUUAAUGCCGUCCAUCAAAUGAAACGUCAUUAUUUUCUGUAUUGCUAUUUAUGUAAUGAUACUGAGUUAUUUGAGCACAUAAAGCAUACAUUUCAUUUUUUAUGAGUUUGGUCCCUAUGGUUUAAUGACCAGUGUUCUGUGACAUGUGGAAACGGGACCCUGACACGUGUACGUCACUGCUCCACUGGCCACGUCGAGGAUUGUGUGGGAAACAGCAGCGAAAUAGUUCACUGUCGGGAAAUGCCUUGCACAGGAGUUUAGUCCCUAUGGUUCAAUGACCAGUGUUCUGUGACAUGUGGAAACGGGACCCUGACACAUGUACGUCACUGCUCCACUGGCCACUUCGAGGAUUGUGUGGGAAACAGCAACGAAAUAGUUCACUGUCGGGAAAUGCCUUGCACAGGUACAUGUAGUUUGGCAAGAAUCGUCUAUUGACUGACUUUAAGAACGUUUCGGUAGGAAAGACGACUGAAUAAUUUAAUGCCGUCCAUCAAAUAAAACGUCAUCAUUUUCUGUAUUGCUAUUUAUGUAAUGAUACUGAGUUAUUUGAGCACAUAAAGCAUAUAUUUCAUUGUCUAGGAGUUUGGUCCCUAUGGUUUAAUGACCAGUGUUCUGUGAUAUGUGGAGACGGGACCCUGACACGUGUACGUCACUGCUCCACUGGUCACGUCGAGGAUUGUGUGCGAAACAGCAGCGAAAUAGUUCACUGUCAUGAAAUGCCUUGCAAAGUAUGGAACUGCACAUUUGACAAUGACAAUUUAUGCAACUGGACAAAUGUGAACUGGAGCGAAGACAAUUUGAAUUGGAACCUGAUACAUUCGACAACUCCAACAGAUAAGACUGAACCUUCAAACGACCACACGACUGGAAAUAUUGAUGGGGCUUACAUAUUUUUGAAAUCAAGCGCACCUACUGUGCAAGGUGACAAUGCGAUGCUGCAAAGCCCCGAAAUCAACACUACGGGGUCACUUGGUAUCUGUCUAAACUGUUGGUACAGCACGAACGGCGAUUCUAUCGGAAGUCUGAAAGUCUACAUCGAGGAGGCAGGGUUCAGACGUUUGAUAUGGUCUCUUUCUGGACACCAGGGAACGGAAUGGCGAAACGCGAGUGUUCCGUUACAUUCCAACCAGAAAGUCCACAUAAUCCUCGAGGCAACUGUUGGAGACGGUUUUCUUGGCGAUAUUGCACUGGAUGACAUUUCAAUGACAUGUGGUCCAUGCCAACUAGAGCCAUCGAAUGCCAGGCCGAUAUCUCUGAUUAUCGUGGGAUAAGUGAUGAUGCACCAUUUUAACUUGUUUUGAA